Ochotona curzoniae (black-lipped pika) is the source of this 4074-nucleotide messenger RNA. RefSeq names its product protein-L-isoaspartate (D-aspartate) O-methyltransferase domain containing 1 (gene PCMTD1). NCBI's taxonomy places the organism in Eukaryota, Metazoa, Chordata, Mammalia, Lagomorpha, Ochotonidae. Gene Ontology annotation, molecular function: protein-L-isoaspartate (D-aspartate) O-methyltransferase activity. The transcript has 6 exons. The coding region runs from base 279 to 1352 and encodes 357 amino acids. Gene Ontology annotation, cellular component: cytoplasm. Gene Ontology annotation, biological process: protein modification process. The record is from RefSeq and is a predicted model, not a curated record.
GCUCCAGCCGCGGUCCGGGCCCCGCCCCUCCCCCCGGCCGCCGCGGCGGUGUUGUUGUGGUGGCGGCGGCCGGCUGCGGCGGAGCUCACCGGGGCUUGAGAGAGCCCGGGCCUGCGCGUCGCUGCGGUGGGCUGGACCGACCGCCCUGGCCCAGGAUUAACUUAUAUUUGGAAAUCAAGUGCAAUAUUAAAAGGAAAGCAAACCUCACUACAUUGUUGGAAGCCAUUUCUACUAAUUAUUUUAGAUUUUAAAGUUUAUGAUUUGAUUUGAAUACUAUCAUGGGAGGAGCUGUGAGUGCUGGGGAAGAUAAUGAUGACCUAAUUGAUAACUUAAAAGAAGCUCAGUAUAUCCGCACUGAAAGAGUGGAGCAAGCCUUCAGAGCGAUUGAUCGUGGAGAUUAUUAUCUGGAAGGCUACAGAGACAAUGCUUAUAAAGACUUAGCCUGGAAGCAUGGAAACAUACACUUGUCAGCACCUUGCAUUUAUUCUGAAGUUAUGGAGGCAUUGAAACUUCAACCAGGAUUGUCUUUUCUUAACCUGGGAAGUGGAACCGGAUAUUUAAGUACAAUGGUGGGCUUAAUUUUAGGUCCUUUUGGAGUAAAUCACGGGAUUGAGCUUCAUUCAGAUGUGGUGGAGUAUGCCAAGGAAAAACUGGAGAGCUUCAUCAAAAAUAGUGAUAGCUUUGAUAAAUUUGAGUUCUGUGAACCAGCAUUUGUGGUCGGUAAUUGCCUCCAGAUAGCAUCUGACAGUCAUCAGUAUGAUCGAAUUUAUUGUGGUGCCGGAGUCCAGAAAGACCAUGAGAACUACAUGAAAAUCUUACUGAAAGUGGGAGGCAUAUUAGUCAUGCCUAUAGAAGAUCAGUUAACACAGAUUAUGCGGACUGGACAAAAUACUUGGGAAAGUAAAAAUAUCCUUGCUGUUUCAUUUGCUCCACUUGUGCAGCCAAGUAAGAAUGAUAACGGCAAGCCUGAUUCUGUGGGACUCCCCCCCUGUGCUGUCAGGAACCUGCAGGACUUGGCCCGUAUUUACAUUCGACGUACACUUAGAAAUUUCAUAAAUGAUGAGAUGCAGGCCAAGGGAAUUCCUCAAAGGGCCCCACCCAAAAGGAAAAGAAAGAGAGUGAAACAGAGAAUUAACACGUACGUCUUCGUGGGUAAUCAGCUUAUCCCUCAGCCUCUAGACAGUGAGGAGGAUGAGAAGAUGGAGGAAGACCACAAAGAGGAGGAGGACAAAGACCACAGUGAAGCCAUUAAGCCAGAAGAGCCGCCUCAGAACUUACUGAGAGAGAAAAUCAUGAAACUACCCCUCCCUGAGUCAUUAAAAGCUUACUUGACAUAUUUUAGAGACAAGUAACUUAGUUCAAGGAGAAAGAAUACCUGCUGAUAAUUCCUUUAGUCUUGAACAUGUAGCAUUUGUUAGGAGUUAGAAUUAUUUCUUUCAUCAGAGUAAAUUACAGUGGAAAACAAAAGUAUAACUUGUUUCUGUCAUUAACAAAAAUUAUGUAUCCAGUAAUUAAGAAGAAUCCCUUUUAUAAAAUCUAUUUUUCUUUAAAUCUUGGGGAAAUUGCUGUUUUAUCUGAGAGUGAUUUGAAAGUGGAAUGCAACCAUAGCCAAGACCUUGUGUCCUAUACAUCCUUUUCUGACUCCUUACAGAUUUAUGGUGGUGAAGGCUGGGUGUAAUUUUAUAUGAAGUAUAAGUCAUUGUUAAGCAUAUAAAACUGAUUUGAAUUGCAGUUAUUUGCAUUUCCUCUGUGAAAACUUUCUUAUCUAGUAAGGAAAUCAAAGGCUUUGUAGAUCUAUUUACCUUACUUUUUUGCAAUCACUAUUUCUGAGUUGCUGUAGAUAUAUUCCGGGCAAUACAUGAGUGCAAUAAUAAUAAUGCAACAUAUCAAGUAUUUAGCUUUAAAAAAAAAUUCAUGGAAUUCAACAGCCCUGCAACUUUUGCUUUAGAACCUGUUGCCAGAAGACCUUGGCAGGGUGUUUAUGUGUAGGGGAAUAUCUGCUUCUCUCAUAGAGAUUUCUAAGAGCACAGCAAAUAGAAACUAAUUAGAAAGUAUACACUUAAUACAAUUCUUAGUUAAUAUGGACCCUUUACAUUUUCAGUAUUUAAAAUUAAUGAGGUCAUUUUGACUCUCAAAGUUUUCAACGUCUGUUUAGGAUUGUUUUCCUGUAGUUGACUAUAUAAAGUGUUCAGUGUAAAAGCUCCAGUGUUGUGUGUGACUCUUGAUAGCAUAGGCUCUUGAUAGCGAGUGAGUGAGUAAGCACAUGUGGCUGCCACUUUCCUGGACAGUUCGAGUUGCAGGGCUUGAGCAGGCCUGGGCAGCAGAUGCACUUUAGUAAGUGAGAUUUCCAGUUUAUCUGAAUAUUUAUCUCUGACAAGGAGGGCUGAGCUUACUACAUACACUUUGGAUCUUUCUAGUAAGAUAAAUAUUCACAUAAAUCGUAUGUAGACACCAUUUGUUUUGAAAAAUCCAGUUCAGAAUCACAGUGUAAACUUUGGGACCUACACCAAGUUCAUCUGACAACUCACUUUUUAAUGUUUUUUGGUUUUUUUUUUUUUUUUUUGGUAGAAUUAUAAUGGUUUUCUUUUACUUUUUUUUUUUUUUUGGCUUAAUAUGAAAUUUACCUAGCAGGUAACAAGAAAUCUUAUUAUAACUUUGUUUCUCUAGUAAGGCCUGCUAAGAUAGUAUUUUCUGUAACAUGCCUCUUCCUGAUACAUACAGUAUGUAUUUUUAAAGGGAAAACUUGAGGAUAUUGCUUAUUAUCACAAGUAUCAUUAUUAUGAUAGUUACUCAGAUUUGCCUAAGCAAACCCAGUCAUUGCAUAGUCAAUGAGGUUUUAUUUCACCAUUAUGUUUCAAAUAUUGUUGCAAAAAUCUCAGCUCCAGUAAUCUCUACACAUCUAGAAACAAGUGUUUGAAAUAAUAUAAGCAUGUCAUUGCCCCAGAUAACGGAGGAUGUUUUCACGAUAUAGAAGAGUUUCAGGGAAUGUACUACUUCUGGCGAUGGGAAGUAGAAGUGGGGAUAGCAUUACAUUUCAUUCAGAUGAUUAUCAAGGGUAUGUUAAAGUCCCAUCGUGUUUCCAGCUGGAAACGGUUUCAUGUUGUUGUCAUCUGUCAGAAAUGUUUAUUGUAUUUUGAGCUAUAUGUCUGUUUUAGAAGUGUAGCCAUAGAUCUCUCCUGUUCACCUGUUUGUAUCUAGAAAGCUUGGGGAGACUUCCCAUCUUUUCUUAUCCCUCAUCACCCCAAUUUUAUUUGAGCUGUUGUCCAGAUAUGUACAAGCACAUGUUCUUAAAUGAUGGCUUCACUAUUUAGGAAAGAGUUUUUGUUGAGCAUGUAUUUGAAGAUUGACUUUCAUAUUGUCUUUCAUUCUCUUGAUCUUGGUAAAGUGUACAGUAGAUUUUUUCAUGAUCAUUGAAUACUUUUUUGUCAUUGAAAUUUAUCUUUUCUGUUUUUAAGUGCAUUCAUUUUACAGUAGUGAUGUUAUCAUUGAAUUCAAAUAAAGAAGUAGAAAUAAAAAAUGAGACCACAUGUGAAAGACUUGUUAUAUACUAAUGUAGAUAUAUUAGAAGAAGAGUAUUUUGGGAUUGUGUUAUUUUUACUGAAUUCAUGUUUAUGAGGAGUUUAGAAAGUUUUUGUAAGUGGAGAAGAUCAAAUAAGGAAAAAGUUAAAAUAGAAAUGACAAUAUAGUCAUGAACUAUUACAGUCAGAUUAGAAAAUAGUUAAUAUCUAAGCCUUUGUUUGCAUAUGCGGAAAUGGGUGUGGAGGGGUGGCAUAUUUUGCCUUAGUCACACAGCUAGUUAGGGGGCUUGAAGUAGCAUCAGGUAAAUGCCAACAGUUGUCAGUGACAUCAUACCUACCAAGAAGUCUGUACAUCUCUACAGCUUGUUGAUCAAACUAUUUGGUUCUAAUAUUAAAAAUAUGAUUAAGAUAGCAUACAUGCAUAAUGGUUAAAGUAACAUACAAGAAUGUUGUGUUGAUUUCUAGCUGUGUGAGAUGAUGAAAGUCAAGUCAAGCAUGUGAAAUCCUUGGAAGACAUGGAAAAAUAUUUUAAAUAAACAGUUGCAUAUAAUCAUCA